CCUGGACUAAGUCUCUGAAUGUGUAUCUGACACUUCCCCUUACUGAGCUGCAGAGGCUCCCAGUGACCUCUUGGUAAUCAGCCUUGGCGGGGCCCAAAUCCCCACCCCUUGGAAAACUCACGGAGCCUGACGUCUGCCUGUGAGCGGCUUUCAGGAAAGACCUCACAAGCGCCCACCCAAUCUCCCUUAGUAGCAAAUUGCCAAACCAAGCCCAUUUCCUCAAAAGAUGGUAGAGGACUUAGCAGCCUCUUAUAUUGCUCUGAAAUUAGAGAAUGAAAUUCUGCAGGCCCAAGUGCAGCGAUUGAUGGAAGAAAAUGCUGCCCUCCAGGCCCAGAUCCCAGAGUUCCAGAAAUCCCGAGCAGCCAAGGAAGAUGAACAACUCCAAAAGCCCUCCGAUGCACAGGAGUCCCAGAAGUCCCCAGAGCUCUUGGGUUGCCCCGCAGCCUGGGAGCCCCAAGAGUCCCCAGAGAUCAAGGAGCCCACAAAGCCCCUGGGUCCCCCCACAGCCAGGGAGCCCCAGAAGCCCCCACAGACCAAGGAGCCCCAGGAGCCCACAAAGCUCCUGGGUUCCCCCGCAGCCUGGGAGCACCAAGAGUCCCCAGAGAUCAAGGAGCCCCAGGAGCCCCCCGAGUUCCUGGAUGCCACAGCAGCCCGGGAGCCCCAAGAGCCCUCAGAGAUCCAGGAGCCCACAGAACCCCAGCAACUCUCAGCCUGGGAGCCUGCAGCAUCCCAGGAGCCCCAGGAGGCCCAGAAGCCCCUGGAAUCUGCAGCAGCCCCAGAGUCUCUGGAGCCCCCAGCAACCUGGGACCUCCAGACACCUCCAAUAUCCCAUGAGCUCACCACAGCCUGGGAGACCCAAGAGCCCCCAGAUACCCAGGAUACCCCAGAGGCCCAGGAGCCCCAGAAUUCAGAGUCCCAGGAGUCCCCCAAUACUGAGGAAUCCCAGGAGGCCUCAGAAUGCCAGGAGACCUCGGCACAUCUGGAGACCCUUGAGCUUCCCUCUCCCCAGGAGACUCUGGAACCUCGAGUGCCCCAAAAGCUCCUGGAUCCCUCAGAAUCCCAGGAGUUCCUAGAAUUCUCAGCAACUCCCCAAUCCCUGGAGGGCCUAAUAAAUAUGGAGACAGCAGCAGAUCCAGGUUUCCCACAAGCCCUCAGUGGGUUAGAGGUUGCAGCUGUUCCACUAGAGUACCCUUUAGCCUUCAGUGGGGAUGCCCAGAAGCUUCCUGAGUUUCUGAUUCAACUGAGUAGUUACAUGAGAGUCAGAGGGCACCUGUAUCCCACUGAAGCAGCUCUAGUGAGCUUUGUGGGCAACCGCUUCUCAGGUGAGGCAGGAAGAUGGUUCCAGCCCUUACUAGAUAUCCAAAGCCCUCUGCUGGAGCAAUUUGAAAGUUUCAUACAAGUGCUGCAGGAUACUUUUGAUGAUCCAGAAAACAUAGAAGAUGCCAACCACUGCAUCCGUCAGCUCUGCCAAGGGGAGGACCCUGUCUACCGGUAUGCAACCCACUUCCACCUCAUUGCUCAAGAGUUGAGCUGGGAUGAAAGCACUCUCUGCAUCCAAUUUCAUGAAGGUCUUCCCAGUUCUAUUCGAGAUGAGCUGUCCCGCAGAAAUUCAGCCACCAGCCUGUCUGAUCUGAUCACUCGGUGCAUCAGCCUAGAAGAGAAGCUAAGUGGUAAGCCUGAUCUCAAUCCAUCAGGGCAAAGCUCCUCUGAAGAUAGAGAGAGCCCUGAGCAUCCACCAUCUGCAAAUCAGCCUGCACAAGCUGCAAGCAACCGCCCACACCUCAGUGAAGCUGAACGGGCCCGUCGCCGCGAAGGCCACUUGUGUCUCUACUGCGGUCAUCCUGGUCAUUUUGCCAGAGAUUGUCCUGUCAAGCCUCAUCGUGCCCAGCAGGCGGGAAACAUCGAGGCCCGGCGGUAA
Lepus europaeus (European hare) is the source of this 1918-nucleotide messenger RNA. RefSeq names its product retrotransposon Gag like 3 (gene RTL3). Bases 227 to 1918 code for a protein of 563 amino acids. The transcript is spliced from 2 exons. Lineage: Eukaryota; Metazoa; Chordata; Mammalia; Lagomorpha; Leporidae. Gene Ontology annotation, molecular function: nucleic acid binding; zinc ion binding. The record is from RefSeq and is a predicted model, not a curated record.